Messenger RNA from Effrenium voratum, 573 nucleotides. The record is from the annotation of a GenBank genome assembly. Lineage: Eukaryota; Dinophyceae; Suessiales; Symbiodiniaceae.
AUGGAUGCGCGCUCAAAUGAAUCAGCGCAGGCCCGAGCCACAUCUGGGUCUUCCCAUUCGGGCCUUCGCCGCACGAAGAUGUGCAAGUUCUUCCUCGUAAACCGGUGUGCGCGUGGUAGAAGCUGCACUUUUGCGCAUUCUCCGGAAGAGCUUCGAGAUCCGCUGGACUUCCGCGAGGGCAAAGCUAAGGAGCAUCGACGCAGUUCUGCAGAUGCUGAGAAAGCAGAGGAACCUUCGCGCCCAGAGCUGGAGCUUCCCCGGGAUUUCGCUUCAGGUAUUGUCGCGCCUUUCCGACGUGGAAGUAGCCAAAGUGACGCUGCAUCAGCUGGAGCGAGCACGGAGGAGGAGCAGGUGGCCCCAACAACGUCUCUGAUGGGUGCAUCCCGUCAAGAAGAGCGCCGAUUCGAGGAGGUGAGCGAAUUCCAGAAGCAGCUUUUGACAACGCCCGCAAGGGAGGCUGUCUAUGACGAGGCGACCGGCUUUCACAUUCGGCUGCGAAACACCUUCCUGAAUGCGGAAGCGCCGGAAGACGCAGAGAGGCAAGUGCUCCGUCGCCGGAGUCGCAGCCAUUGA